Molecule: messenger RNA, 781 nt
Organism: Fusarium redolens
Lineage: Eukaryota; Fungi; Ascomycota; Sordariomycetes; Hypocreales; Nectriaceae
Exons: 1
Biological process (GO): regulation of transcription by RNA polymerase II
Molecular function (GO): DNA-binding transcription factor activity, RNA polymerase II-specific; RNA polymerase II cis-regulatory region sequence-specific DNA binding
Source: RefSeq, a predicted model, not a curated record
CCCAAGAAGCAGGUAAAAGAGCAGAAGGUAGCAGGCCAACAGGAGGAGCUUGAUGAUGAUCUUCCCAAGGAUCCCCGCCAGCGCCGAGUGCUGGAACGUAAUCGCAUUGCGGCGAACAAGUGUCGUCUCCGCAAGCGUGAUGAGGCAUUAGCACUUGCUUCUCGAGAAGAAGCUAUGGAGGGCCAGAACCGCGAUCUUAUGAUGUGUUUCAACUCUUUAAACGUCGAAAUUUGCUACCUAAAAACCCAAUUACUGCAGCAUACAGACUGCAAUUGCGUUCUUAUCCAGAAAUACAUCGCAAAUGAGGCGAGGAAGAGCGUGGAUGGGAUGCUCGCUUGUUCUUCUGUCUUUGAUACCCGUGGUAGUUCGUGGAGCCCCGGCCACGGGAACCCAAUCAACGCCAACACCGCCGGAGAGUUGAACAUGCCGGGUCUGGAGGCGGGCAGCUCCCCGCCCUUCCUGACGAACUCUUUUCAGCAGGGAUCUAGGGUAUCGAAGGUUAGUGGCGACAUAUUCGCCAUGGGUUUAGAACCAAUUCAAAAGGCCGCUAUGCCGCCUGAUUCGAUAGUCUCUACCCAACCAGUUCAAGCGUUCUCCCUCACCGAAUGUGGAAUAGGCCUAUAUCUCAACGUGGGACCUCAAGAACAUCAAGCGGAUGAGAUUGCUUGGGGCUCAUACUGGCAGUUUUGAUACUAGUGGCUAUCGCUAUUUCUUAAUAUCAGAAGAAGAAAUAAAAAUCCCGCGUGAAGAGCUCAUGAAUACAGAGUUGGUCUAUAUCCUG